Messenger RNA from Suillus clintonianus, 1896 nucleotides. RefSeq lists its product as uncharacterized. Bases 305 to 1687 code for a protein of 460 amino acids. NCBI's taxonomy places the organism in Eukaryota, Fungi, Basidiomycota, Agaricomycetes, Boletales, Suillaceae. The transcript has 7 exons. The record is from RefSeq and is a predicted model, not a curated record.
AUCCAGCGUUGAAUAGUUGAACGUAUGCACUUCCAGCAGACCAGCGCACAAACAGUGCGAGGAUGGUCCUUGUUACCCAGAAGACCCAGACGGGCCAUGGCAUCGUUUCUGGCCUAGCGGCUCUAGCCUAAUCAAAAACUGCUCCAACGUUACGGCACCGCAGUAAAAAUGAGCCUGUGCGAAUUGAUCAAGAUGGGCCGCAAUGCGCAGCGUGUGUCCGGCAUUCAGAAUAAAGCCUACAUUUUUCUCGGUCUCUCUGGAUUGCGCGUCAACCACGCCUUAAAGGACGUCUCCCCCCAUACCCAUGGCAUCCUGUGGCCUCACCAAGCGUGGUUCACGAUUUUUGUGCCUUGCCAUCUUGUUGUGCCUUGGACUCCCUGGAAUACUUUACAACCGUGAAGCUGUUCGGGGCUAUUUCCGAGUCGGUGAUCACCUACCGCCAUUGUACAAGGACUUUCGAGAGCGGGAAGAACAUCUAGAUCACUAUAGAGAGUAUGAAAAGAGGAAGGAUGUGAAAUAUCUUUGGUCGGCCAACCAUGCGCAUAGCUCAGGAUGGGGAAACGUCAUGCAAGAUUAUGUGAUGAAUGGGCUGCUUGCGCAAGCCUCAGGACGCUCUUUCGUCUUCGAUGACUACGUCUGGAAUCCAGAUGGCUCAGUCUUUUCGGAUUAUAAUGGGCAUUUGAUUCCCUCUCGGAUACCCUUGACAGCACUAUUGGGCGGCGUCAUGGUGGGUGGUGAAAUGCCGCCUGGUGUCACAACUCCUCGUGCGGUGUCAAAAGCUUUCUUCAACAAAGUCUGCCCGCAUCCAACAAUCAUUCAGGUGACAGAGGUGAACGAUGAUCGUAUGCGAUUCGACGAAAGCGUGCCAGCUUCGUAUGUAUUCGAGAAGUGGCUCGAAAAAAUCAACUCAAUUGAUGACCCAUGUAUCGAAAUCGACCCAAAGAGCGAUGCAAUCUUCGAGUACUGGAUAUUUGGACACAAGCGAAUGCUGUCCAUUUGGGAGUUCCUCAAGAAAUCCCCGGUAGCAACGCAUUGGGGAUGGUCGCCUUUGAUACACGAUGCAUACAAACGGAAUCGCCAGAUCUUUGUGCCGGGCGCGAAAACUUCUAUUUUCGACGGGCUCUCUGGAUCAAGUGUCGCGGAAAACUACACGAACCCGAUACCUGGCCUCUUGGCGCUACACGUGCGAAGGGGUGACUUCCAGGACCACUGCGUCCACCUGGGCAAAUGGUCAUCAAACUGGAACGCGUUCAAUAUGUUCCCCGAGUUCUCAGACAAGUUCGACAGGCCCACUGAUGGCGGAUGGGGCGAGACAUCAGAAAAGAACAUGCAGAUGUAUCUGCAGCGGUGCUUCCCCACGGUUGAGCAAAUCGUCCAGAAAGUCAUGCAAGUGCGCGUUGAGUCGGAUAUGCCGCUGACGCACAUCUAUAUCAUGACUAAUGGCGCUGUUGAGUGGGUUGAGGAGCUGAAAGAGGCUCUGGGGAGAUCUGGGAACUGGGAUCAGAUUAAGAGCAGUCGCGAUCUCGACAUCACUUGGGAACAAAAAUUUGUGGUGCAGGCGUUGGAUAUGUUUGUGGCUCAACGAGCUGAGGUGUUGAUCGGAAAUGGGUGGUCGAGCCUGACCUCGAACGUUGUGAUGCUGCGUAUGGCGCGGGGUUUGCUCCCGGACAGUAACAGAUUCUGGUAAUGACACUUAUGAUUGUCUCGCCUGCGGAUAGAGGCACGGACGCACGAUCUAUCGUUUUUUAUUAUUGGGUGCUUGCAUUCGUUGUGCGCCAGGGUAUAGUCGCUACAGUAAUACACCGUUAUCUUUGGUGCCAGGGUAUAUACUACUUACGUUGCGGAUAUCAAUCAUCAUUCAUCGGGCGAUGUUAUACCACAUUUUUCUUUGUCGGC